AUGUCACCAGCCUCCCAGGCAUACUGGACAGACGAAUGCGUGAACGGCACGGUCACGUCGGCGUAUGUCCAUUCACAUUUGCGUCCGGAUGAACAGGAACUACUACAACGUCCCCUGUAUUUCGGCGCGGGCUUGACGGAUGAUACCUAUCUCGACUGGAUCUUGACCCGAGCCAAACGCUUCUUCCUGAUACUGGUCGCCGCGCGAGUGCCCGAUCAGAUCUUUGGGAUUGUCGACGACUCUUACGACGACGACGACUUACCUAUUGCUGAACAUGCUGUACCUGACCUUCGCUUGUCGUACGAACGUAAUCGCUCUCUUGACCGGCGUUUCUACAAAACACAAUUCCGCUUUCUGAGUCGUGUUGUCGGCGAAGGCGAACAUAUCAGAUAUGCUGACGAGGAGACGGUACCUGUCAUUCUUCCCAGCUUGAAGACUGUUGUUGGUUAUCUCGGACAAGAGGGCACUGAUAGAGUCCGGCUACCCGGCAAGACCUCAGAGGUAUACCUUCGCCGCCGCAUUGCCUUGGACCAAAAGUCUACUGAAGCGGACCUCCUGAACGAGAUCGCCACCAGCAGGAGACUACGCCAUGAACAUAUUGUCUCAGUUUUCGCCUCUUACACGCACCAAGGCUCUUGCAAUGUACUAUCUCUUCCUGGCCCAGAGUGGAACCUCAAGGCCUUCCUCUCCGACACACCAAAAUCUUUCUCGAAUCUUUCCAAGACGCAUCGUCGCCACUCGUUCAUCAAUUGGCCUCACUGUCUCGCCAAUGCCGUGAAUUGGCUCCACAGCAACGGGCAAUACCACGGAGCUAUAAGACCAUCCAACAUCCAUAUUACAGAGUCCUUCCAUAUUUGCCUUGGUGCCUUGGAGGGUGACGGUAUACUCUGCUACAGAGUUCGCUCGCAGGAUAUUGAGGCAUAUCAGUAUGGUCCACCCGAGAGAUACAAAAGGGCUGUGACUGUCCGCAGCACCGGGUCAGCUGCGAUAUCACUUCCAUCAGGGGGACGCACUGGCCGACGAAUUGGCCGAAAGGACAAGGAGAAUUCUUCGGAUGGCAGGAACAGUGUAAGGAGAUCAAGUUCAGUGGCUCCGACUUAUUCUUUUCAACCUACCUCCAGAGGCGACUAUGCACGACUGCGCUUGAGCGCUACCACAAAGUCGGACUCACGGCCGACGGUCCGAGGGCGUAGUAUGCGUGCACCGCAGACACCCACAGACAACAACUCGAUUUCCACGCAAGAUACACCACGUCCAGAGAGGAUGGCUGCAACCCCCAAACGGGCACCUUCAAUUCAAUCUUCCACAUCAUCUAAUGGCAACAAACUCGCUUCGAUCUUUAAUGGUCCCAUGUUUGUCGCCGCACCAGAGGCUCGCAGUGCCGUGGUCCAGACAUGGCAAUCUAUGGAGGAUGACAUGUUCGCUUCUGACAUGUUUUCGCUCGGUGCUGUGAUGGUGGAUAUUGUCACCGUUCUCUGUAAGCGCACUUCCAGCGCCUUUUCUCGGCACCGUGCCUCCAAGAACCGAAUGGCUGGUCGUGGUGGAGGUUUAGCGGAUGCUAGCUUUCAUGCCAACCUUGGUCAAGUCUUCGCAUGGGCGCAGUCCUUGCAGAACGAUGCAGAGAAAAAGGCGAAGAAGGAUGAAAGCAAGGCUUACCAUGCAGUUGGGCCAAUCGUACAGCUUGCACUACAAUGCCUGGCAAGAGAUCCUGCUGCUAGAUUAUCAAGCGAAACUCUGGAAGAGAAGCUAGCCGAGCACAUCCGUCGCUCUGCAAGUAUUUCUCAUCUUCAUUGCACAGGCAGAGUCCUUAAGGAAGGCAAUGAGCGAAGCUCCAGCGUUGCGACUUCGCAGAACCUAUCUGGUCGUGAGACGCGCAGUGACAGUAGAUCUACAGAGCGAUUUCGCCAGGCCUCGAACAAUCUGCGCAUCUUGACAAGGGAACAACGACAGCAGCAGCAGGUCCCGACAUCGCAAGAAAUUGCACGAAACCCUCUCAGUCUUCAACCACCUUUCAUCCAUAUUCCGAAGAGUACAGCCACCACUCCGGUAACCACGUCUGCAAGUUCUCUUGCAUCCUUUAAUUUCGAUGGGUUGUCGGACACAAUAGUGGCCGAUAGCCCACGCUCGCGCGAACAGUCAUUGAGGCGCAAAUCCAGCCGUCGAAACGAAUCAAAGCCCUCGCAACAUGACCGGUGGUCCGCCGAGCAAGAUGGGCCGAAGAAGUCGUCUUACACGUGGCACCAGAAUGAUAGUCAGGUAGACCCACGACUGUCCUUUGGCGAAUCCGUCGACACGGGAGCAUUCACGUACCUUAACUACAGCACCAGUGCUUCAUCGGAUGAAGGAACCAAGUACUUCUCGCUGCGGUCACCAUCGGGUCCUCCUACAAAAGCGCCUCCCAAUCGAUCUUUACCGCCUGUCCCACCGAUCCCGCCGGAGACCAUGCCUGUCAAGACCGUGAGAUGUCCUAAAUCUGUUCGCGAGGACGUCGACAAGCGAAAGACACCGCCUGGUAUGGUUAGAGGGAGAUAUCCCUUGCGAAAAGAAAGCCUGCCCACUAUGGUGGAUGAUGAAGAUGACGACUAUCACGACAUAAUGCGGCAUGCGAGGGGCUUAGGGCUUUCUCAAAUCGACACUCGCAGCCGGUCAAGGCAUAAUCCUGAGAGGGUUGGCGCAUGGUAA
This is a messenger RNA of Exophiala xenobiotica, 2682 nucleotides long. RefSeq lists its product as uncharacterized. Gene Ontology annotation, molecular function: protein kinase activity; ATP binding. NCBI's taxonomy places the organism in Eukaryota, Fungi, Ascomycota, Eurotiomycetes, Chaetothyriales, Herpotrichiellaceae. The record is from RefSeq and is a predicted model, not a curated record. The transcript has a single exon. Gene Ontology annotation, biological process: protein phosphorylation. The coding region runs from base 1 to 2682 and encodes 893 amino acids.